Molecule: messenger RNA, 324 nt
Organism: Alternaria viburni
Lineage: Eukaryota; Fungi; Ascomycota; Dothideomycetes; Pleosporales; Pleosporaceae
Exons: 2
Coding region: 1-324 (107 amino acids)
Source: RefSeq, a predicted model, not a curated record
AUGGCUGCGCAACGUCAGUCAACUGCACGACCUACGCAUAGCAAGACUACCGAGCCUUGCCAGAGCCCUAAGCCAAUCAAUCCUUCCCGGCAAAAUUCUAUCGUGGUACCAGUCACUGUUGACGAUCUCACCUUCCUCGACCCGGGUGACGAAGAGGCCAAGAGGGAGCUGAACCGCGAGGCUGAGCGGCGCACAUUGUUCCAAAAUGUGUCGAAUGGUGUACUUCAGAUACCCAAUGGUUAUCGCAAGGUUGAAGUGCUGAUAAUACGUUGGGAUGAGAGUGUCGACGAGUUCAAAGGCCACGAGCAAGAGAAAAUUGCCUAA